AUGGAUACAGUUCAAGAUGACGGAGACUAUAAUCUGCAGGAGGCAUGGGACAAAGCGUGCGCGUCCUUUGCGCAGACAACCAAAGUCGACCUCACUACAACCCCGAAAUACUCAGUCGACGAAGUUCUUGAUCAAAUUCGUGCGAAGCAAGAUGACGACGAUGAGAAAAACAACAAGUACAGGGCCGCAAAAGAUGCUAUUGGCAAUACGUUGAAAUUCAUCAUGCUUCUGGGUGGGAUUGCUGCUCAGGGGGCAAGUAUGGUUUUUGCGCCCGCUGGUCUCUGCUUCAAUGCAAUUUCAUAUCUAGUUGAUACUGGAGCGAGAUACAAACGCAUUUUCAGCAGCCUGGCAGACUUGUUUCGCCGCAUCUCCGACGUGCUAGAGCGCUGCAAAAUCUAUUUGCGGUUGCCCGCGGACGCGGUUGAUGUCGCUCUCCGCAAGAUCAUCAAUGAGGAGCUGGUGUGUUUUGUCGACAUUUGUGCGUUGUCGAUUAAGGUUCUCAAGGGGCACAAGGUCUUCAUCGCGCUCAAGGUGCUUGUCUUCGACGGCGACGAAGGCGUGAGUGGCCAGCUGGCUCACCUGGCUACUCUAGUUGAGCGCGAGUCUCAGAUGCGGGCAACUCUAGGGUUCGAGUCACAGAAGAUGAGCGAGAGAAACAUUAUUGAGAACAGAGACAGCACCAGAAAGAUCAAUGGGACAGUCGAUAAGCUACUCAACUUUGAGAAGAAGAGAGAUGCAGACACUGCCCUAAAGAAGCUCCUGAACAAUAUUGAUUCCAGUCUCGACGAACCUAGCGAGGCUUUCCAAGUCGUUCAAACGACCCUUCGACGUCUCCUGAGUGACCAAGUCCAGGGAAGCGGAGAGUGGCUUCGGAGUGAUCCCCUCUAUACGGGAUGGGCGACCCUCGAAAGUUCGCCGUUUUCAGUCCUUGGUAUCUCCGGAGACGAGGGACAUGGCAAAUCGUUCCUCUUUGCAAGCAUCGUCAAAUUCCUACAAGAAGCACAACCUGAGUCAGAAAGUGAUAUGAGGUGCACUUCCACUGCCUAUCAUAUAUUUGACAAAGAUAAACAACAAAUAUCCUUGGUCCAGGCCCUCAAGAUCCUCGCGUGGCAGGUCGCCGACCAAGAUAUUGUUUACCGCAAAGAUGUGAGCUCUGUGAAAGCAACCGGUAUCAACCAGAUAGGAACUCUUUGGGACAUUCUCUUCUCCAAGUCAUAUAAGAGUGACUCAAUCAUCUUCCUCCUUCUGGAUGGCAUUGACCAGGUUGAGAAGAGCGAACUUAAGGAGUUCAUUCAGGUUUUGGGGCGGUUACAGGCUACCUCUGGAACCUGGUCACAGUUCAAGCUCCGCAUUGCUAUCACUGGGCGCAAUGAGACAAUGAGCAAGCUCAAAGGUCAGCUUGGGGAAGGAAUAUCGACAAUUGAUGUGACAUCCGAAAAGAAUGACGAUCUAGAGAAGUUCAUUAUUGAUCGCAUGAACAAGAUGGAGAUUCUGAGCGGCUCAUCGGAUCAGGUGCUUUCUCUUCGUCACGACAUCUUACAAGAUUUGAAGUCUCAGACCCAUGGUGAUUUUGUCAAUGUCAGCCUCCUGCUGCAGGAGAUUAGCGGGAAACAACGUCCUGGUGAGAUCAGAGAUAUACUAUCCCACUCGGGAGGUAAGCGAUCCGACACUAUCAUGAGAAGGAUAGAACUCCUCAACGAGACACUCAGCGAAGAGGACAUCUCUGACCUAAAUACCCUCCUCACAUGGGUCACCUUUAGCGUCAACCCUUGGUUGCGAACUCUGGAAGACCUGGAGGGAGUCCUCUACCUGAAGGCCGGGGAAUCUUCUCUCCGGCCUUUGGCCGAAAAGAUAACAGACCAAUAUUCCUCCCUCCUCCUGAUUAAGGGAGAACCGCAUCCCAUAACUGGGAUAAUCCCAAAGUCCUCCUCAUACGUUGAGAUAGUCUCCGACUCAAUAGAGGAGUUCAUACGAACCAGGCAUGAGUUCCAUAACCCUGAAGGCGCCCCAGACCUUGACAUUACUGGUGAUAUCAGUGAAGUCGAAGUCAGGAUUAUCCGUCGGUUUUUGGAGACGGUCUGUGACCCCAAGCUGUUCGCCAAAUUUGGAUUCGAAGAGUUCUUCCAGCGGAAGCUCAAAGGAAAAACUGCCCGAGUUGGAGUUGACACCGACACUGCUCACCUGAGUAUCCUUUCAACAUGCUUGGAAGUUAUCAACCACCAGGGAUCUCCAGAAUUAGACUCGCUGCUCACUUAUUCGUCUGAAUCUUUCGCUGUCCAUCUUGAAUGUGUGGACCCUUCAUUGACACAACCACAACACAAGGCGGCUCUUGGCCCGCAGCUGGUUAGUCUCUUUACGGACGAAAGGGUGAUUGAAAAAUGGUGGAACCCAACCAAUAAUAUGGUGCUAUGCCUUAGUUGGAUCCUCGCGGACAAAUAUGCUGAAGUUUCGUUGAAGUGGCUUCAAGAUUCUGCGGUCUCUAAAAGCCUCACUGAUGAUCAAAGAAUAUGGGUGAAAAGUUUGAGUUCCAAGUCCGAGCCUGAUGCAGAUAUUCUGGAGCACAUUGCUGAAUUUACCGCCCGUCUCUGGUUGCAACCUGAUGUUCCUGUAAGCUAUCCUCCCAAUUGCUUCGCUGUAAUUCAUGGAUAUCUCACAAAGCUUGAGAGCCGCAAAAACCCCAAAAUCAAAAGAUCGAUCGAUUUCUCAAGGCCCGAAACUAUUGACGCGUCCCAAAUCUCCGAUGCCGCUGAAUGGGCUCGACAGAAGCUUGGACUCGAUAGCCUAGGAUAUGAGGGGACCCGCAGAUUAGCCUGCACAUUUAGAGAGUUCGAAAAAUUCGCUGAGGCCAUUGAACAUUUCAAACUCUCGUGCUCUCUCCAGGAGUACAACUGGCUCUCGCUAUGGGGUCUUUCGGCCGUAUAUGCCUACCAGAAGGACUACGCGCUGGCGAUUGAGACGCUAGAGGCCGCAAGAAAUAAAAUCAAGUGUCGUGAGACACGCGAGGAUGAUAUUGAGUUGAUAUGGCUGGACCGCGAUAUGGCUGAGUACAACGGGAAGUUGGGCAAUAGUGACAAGGCGCUUGCAAUAUACGAGGAAAUGCUGCGGAAUGACCCGAAUGACUAUGACGCGGCCUUGGGGAUGAUAUUACAAUACCACAAAACCAAGAAUUCGGAGGGCCUACUCAAAUUCCUUGAUUCACUCAAGGCCUCCAUGGACGAUUCAACCGGUCUAGACAGGCGGACGCAGACGUUCCACCAGCACAACGACAGGGACGAGUAUCACGAGGCAAUCCUCGGUCUGGUGUCUGACAGUAAAACCUUCGAUGCUAUGUUUGAAAGCUACCAGGAAGCCGUUGUUGCCGCUCAAGAGCAGCUCACCAAGGCGGCUAAUAAGGGCGACGUUGACAAGGAAGCAGUCCAUCGAGUCUGCCAAGUACGUCUAGUGCAUAAUCUUGCGCUUCUUUGCUACGAUAAUAGCUCCGAGAACAUUGAAAGGAGACAAUUUGCCAUCGGACAGUGGGUACGCGUCCUACAGAUCGACGAAAUUCGCGACGAGACGUUCGUCUCAAUCGCAAAAAGCACGGCCUGGACAAAAUUGGCAAACGCAUGUUUCCACGAGGCGAUGCGUGACCCAAGCAAUGCCGCUACCUACCUGGACCAGUUGGAGCAGCUGGCCACAUGGAAGCCCGCAUACUAUAUCGACGGCCUCAGGGGCUCUACAGCCUACGCCUCAGAACUUGUCGCACGAUACUACGCGCUCCAAGGCGACGAGCAAAAGGCCAAAGAUGCCCUGCGUAUGCAUGUCAAACGCAAUCUCGACUUUCUCUCUGACGAUGAUCCGUUCAAUGACUGGAUGGGAUAUCUGGGAUUGGCAAGACAUCUCAUGUUCGCGGGCUAUGACGCAGACUGCCUCGCCGCUUGGUCGUUGAUUGUUCCAUACGAUGACGAAGAACCCAGUCCUGAAGGCUCGGAGACCAAGCCAACAUUACAAGAACUCACAGGGCCCAUGUGGGAACACUGUGCAGGCUGCGGGACUCGUAUCAUGUACCCAAAUAAUAUCUAUAUGUGCAGAGAAUGCGACUAUACGCACUUCGAUGAGCCUUGUUACACCAAGCUACGCGAGGGGACCCUUGGAAAAAGGAUCUGUGACAAGGACCACGAAAUCCUGCAUAUCCCACCGUACGAUGCUGCCGAGCGCGAGAGAGUUGGUGAGGGUAACGUCCUAGUUGGUGAGGAGAUCAUCUCAGUCAGCGAGUGGCUCCAGCGUAUCAAGAACAAGUGGGAUAUUCAUCCGGCAUUUUAA
Molecule: messenger RNA, 4302 nt
Organism: Penicillium mononematosum
Lineage: Eukaryota; Fungi; Ascomycota; Eurotiomycetes; Eurotiales; Aspergillaceae
Exons: 3
Coding region: 1-4302 (1433 amino acids)
Molecular function (GO): protein binding
Source: RefSeq, a predicted model, not a curated record